AUGCCUCCACUCCCGAACAUCCAGGCCCAGCCCGGCCGGCGGCAUGCCCGCACCUAUCUGCCCCAGGUCGAGCCGGGCAAUUCCAUCUCAUGCGCGAUGGCGUCAAUUGCAGUCGUACAAGACGCCCUCGUGCGUAUAAAACCCGGCGGCCAGCCCGGGGGGCCAGGAAAGGAGACAGUGGGGAAGCUGGUUCGCGACGCCCAUGCCGCACGCGUCCCUCAGUACUGCCGACGCGUUGGGCCCCGAACAUCGGCCGCAUGCCUGUGUCAAAAAGGUCGAAAUACUCAGCGGUCGUGCAGAUGCAACGACGCGUCGCCAAUCAUGGGCACCCGGCACCGGCGGAGGGCCAGUACUUCAGGGGCCCCCACUGCGUGCGAAGGCCACCCUGUGCCCCCAGACCAGCACUAUCGCGGGGGCGAAAGGCAGAGGUUUACUCCGUCCUCCGUUACUCCGUAG
Messenger RNA from Penicillium macrosclerotiorum, 456 nucleotides. RefSeq lists its product as uncharacterized. NCBI's taxonomy places the organism in Eukaryota, Fungi, Ascomycota, Eurotiomycetes, Eurotiales, Aspergillaceae. The record is from RefSeq and is a predicted model, not a curated record. Bases 1 to 456 code for a protein of 151 amino acids. The transcript has a single exon.